Drosophila takahashii is the source of this 5402-nucleotide messenger RNA. RefSeq names its product Nostrin (gene Nost). The record is from RefSeq and is a predicted model, not a curated record. Gene Ontology annotation, molecular function: protein binding. Lineage: Eukaryota; Metazoa; Arthropoda; Insecta; Diptera; Drosophilidae. Gene Ontology annotation, cellular component: cytoplasm; plasma membrane.
ACUCGACUCGUUUAGUUCGGCGUUUCGUUUCACAGAAAAGCGAGGAGCGCGCAUGCGGCUUUUCCACCGCGAAUUUUCCAACCGAUCUGUGUAUUUUUUAUUGUUUUUUUUUUCUACCUGCGGCGGCCUUCCGAUGACCGGGCCAAAGAGCAUCUGUGUUUCUUGCGAGUGCAUCUGCCUUUUUGCUGGCGAGUGUUACAAUUGUCGCACGUAAUCGUGCUGGCAGUUACGCCUCAGAAAGCAGCCGAAAAAAUUAAAAAACAGCCAAACGGCGCAGAUACAAGAUACAAAAGUAUCUGGUACAAAAAAACACAUGCGUUACGCUCAGCUGACUCGCUGCGUUCGUUUGUAUGCUGUACGCUGUAUGCUGUGUGUGUGAACGUGUGCUUAGCUUAGCUAACAAAUUGGUUAGAUAAAUUAAGCAAAAAAAAAAAACUGUGAAAUUCGCGAAUAAAAAAUUUCAACCGAAAGCUGAAACUGAAAGUAAACAGUGCUUAUAUAUUUAACAUAAUAUAUAUAUAUAUUACAAAAUAUAAAAUAUAUAGAUCACAUCGUAUCAUACUAUAUUAUUAUAUAUCCCCGCUCCUUUCCCCGCGGCUGGCCGAAAAAAAAUGUCACAAUUCCGCGAUAAUUCAUGGCUCGCCAAUGCGCGAUCCUAUGGCGUUUUGAAGAGUUUGCGUAGCUCGGCCCGUUAUGCCAAGGCCAAAUCCAAGUCGGCCAUUAAUCUCAAUGCCCACCUGAAGAAGCAGCAGAAACAGGAGGAAGAGAGCCCGGACAGCAAAAAGAAGAGGAACGAGGGCAAGAAAAAGGGGCUCAGACAGAGCCUCAGCGAGGAUCAGCCGAUCUAUGCGAAUGUGGAUGAGGUUAUACCGAUACCAAUAUCGAUCCAUCUAGAAACCGAAAACGCAACCGAAGUCGAUGCUCUAAUGGGUAAUGCACAGCCGUCGACGAUGAACCUGCAUAGAUUCAAGCGGGGCGGCAAAUAUAAUACCGCCAUGGCCGAUCUGCCCCAAGUGCCCAUCGGGGAUAGUGCCAAUAAUACGAAUAAUACGGGAAAUACCAAUAACAAUACCAGUGUCGGUGCUAAUAACAACAACAAUGUGAGCAGCAAUAACAACAACCACAAUUCCAGUGGCGGAGCCAAGGGAUUUCUGGGCAGGAUCAAGCGAUACUCGGUGCUGGGAAAUCGCCUGGGACGUCGCCAUCUCGGCAGUAUGAAUCUGAAUCCAUCGACCAACGACGGCGAUAACUCAGUUUCGCCCAGUAAACUUCACACCGGCAGCUACAACAUGACCGGCAGUCAUUCGGAUGACCAUCGCUUGGAGAUCGGUGCUCCCGUUUUGAUAUCCACCACCACUCUGGACACGGAUCGUUUCGAUGUCACCGAGGCGAGGCUCAAGCAGAUUGGCGGCGGCAUAGCCAUGAACUCAAACAUAGUGAGAACCCUGACGCCCAGGAGUUCGGAUGAGGAUGAGUUUGUGGACGCCAGGAGCAGUCCGCAGGAGAUGGAGAGCGAUGAGAAUAGCAAGAAUCAGAAGGAAACCGAGGAGGAUACCAAGAAGGAACCACAGCAGGCGGAGGAGAAAAAAGAUGUAAAGGAAGAACCAGAAGAACCCGAGGAGCCGGAACAAUUUCAGACCCCCAAACACGAGGUUGUGGAGGAACAGCAGAUGGUUGUCCCUCAUGAGGUGAAGCGACCCACAACCCCAGUACCCACCGAUAUGGAACCUCCAAUGCGACGACCUCGCAUUGGCCGCCAGCAAAGGCAAUCGCAGUCCGUGCAGAAUCUUCAUCGCAGCGUUACGAUCUACCUGCACAAGUCGAAUUCGAUGGUUCUGGACAUGAACGUUACGGCACCGGCCAAACUGGGACUCGAUCUGAAUGUACCCGAGUUGCCGGAACUCUUUGGCGCCAGCGAACUCAGUUUGGCGGCCAGUGAUAAUCAGGAGAAUAAUAAGGAGAAUCAACCGAAGCCAUCCGCCGAGCGGUCACCCAUACCAAAUGGUGGCUUCUUGGCCCAACAGCCGCACUUCAAGAGCCUGGACUCGUUUCAGCUCAACUCGCACUCGCACUCCCGGUCCCACCUGAGUUCCCAUCAGAGUUCCCGCCAAAGUUUGGCCUGCAGCAGCGGCGGAGGCGAAAGCCAUGGGGAAUACGACUUUGAUCUCAAGUCGGUCAGCUGCCAGAGCCUCAAUCCCCAGAAUCUCUUUGUGUCCAUUGACGAGCUGCAGGAGCUGUCUCGUCAGAUCAACGAAACCGAGGACUUUGGCAAGGAGAUCGAUCUGGAGUACUGUACGCAUCGCGAUCAACUGAAGCCCAGCGAGCGCAGGAUUACGCUGCUGAAGAACAAGAACCAGACGCUGAUCAACUUCAAUCACAACAAGGAGAAGCUGCGCAAGGGCUGGCACGGCAUGAAGCACUGGCUGGGCGAGGAGGGCUCCAGGAUCAAGGAGGCAGUGCGUCAGCAGACGCCGCUCAAGCGUCUGGCCCAAUCGCGGAGCAAUCUCAACCAGUCGACCCAGGAUGCCAGUCGCGUAUCGCUGUCGCCGGAUCGCAGUCGUCGCGAAAUGACCGAGAGCUGCGAGGAUGUCACCGAACGCACCGAAAUGGAGUCGUCCGUGUCGCACCGCAACAGCGAGGAGGAUCUGUCGCCGCAUGCCAAGCGGUUCAAGGAUGAGGGACAGAACGGCUUCGAGGAACUUCGGCGAUAUGUAAAACAGGGCGGCGACUUCAGCAAGGAGCUAAUUUUCGUCCUGCAGGAGAGAGCCGACUCGGAGCUCAUCUACUCCAAGUCGCUGUCGAAGCUGGCCAACAAGCUGAACAAGGCCGGCAGGGAGAUCCCCGGGAGCGUGGCCGACGCCUGGCGUGGAGUGGCUACGGAGAUGGAGAGCCGCAGCGACAUCCAUCGCCAGUUGGCGGCCUCGCUCACCGAUGAGCUGGUCAAGCCGCUCAAGAGCGUCGUCGAAGGACACCACAAGGCACGCAAGACGGUCGAGAGCAAUGUGGACAAGGCUGCCCGAGUGCUGGGCGAAUGGCGGGCCAGCGAGGCGAAGGCCAAGAAGGCCUCCCACACGGCGGCCCGCGAGAACGAGAAGCUGCAGGACGCAAUGCUGGACGUGCGCAUCCAGAAGUCGCCAUCGAUCGCCCUGCUCCACCAGGGCCCCAACAAGCAGGCCGCCGAGAAGGAGCUCAAGUCGGCGGAGAAGGACUGCGUUAAGUUGGACAACAAGCGCAAGAAGGCCGAGGAGGCGGUAAAGCGGGCGGAUGUCGAGUACUACACCCUGUGCGUCCGUGCGGAGCGUGCCCGUGUCGACUGGGAGAUGGCCGUGCUGCGUGGAAGUGCCCAGCUCCAGAGCAGCGAGCAGCAGCGACUGGGCAAUAUGCACAACUUUGCCCAGCAGUACGCGCGUCUCAUCUCGGACAUGAAUCCCAUUCUGGGUGGCCUGAGCACCCGGCUGCAGCCGCAGCUGGAGGCCUGCAAUGUGGCCAAGGAUAUGCAGGUGGUGCGCCACAUCCGCCGCAACUCGGAGGGUCCCUCAGAGCAGCUGCUGCCUGAUUUCUACUGCGAGCACACCACGCUGGCCAUGAACCGCGAGCGCCGCAAGCACGCCCUCAUUAAGCUGCUCCAACUGGUCAAGUCGGACCUGGAGCGCGAGCGCCGAUCCCGCGACGGAUUGAGGGGCCUGUCGCAGUCGCUCAACCACCAGGAGCACCAGAAUAUCACCGACAAGCUCUAUCACAUCCGCUCCAUGCUGACCUAUUUGGAGGGCGCCCGCCUCAAGCUGCACUCGGCCCUCUUGGAGCUGGACCACAAGCCCAGGACCACUCACCCACUGGCCCAGCACAUUCAGAUCACCCGUGACCGCACUGGAUUGCAGCAGAGCAUCCUGAAGGUGCCCAACUGGCUAAAGAACAACGACAAGUCGCAGACGCAGCAAUCGACCAGUAUGCUGGCGCACGAUGUCACCGAUAUAACCAAUACUAACCACGAGGAUGAGCUGCCCGAGGAGAACGGCUCCUCGCACCUGCACAGCAGCAGCAAUAGCAAUAACAACAGCAACGGCUCCUGCACGGACAUCAGUUCGGUGGUGAAGCAGUUCAACCGGAGCAAGAGCAACAUCGAGACCAAUUUCACCAGCCAACCAAAGAUAAUCUCGACUACAAAUGCCGCGGUGGCCGUCGCCGCGUCCGUUAAGUCCAAAACUCUGGCCAAUCUCCAGGAUGGUCAUCAUCAGAAUCACCAUAAUCACAAUCACCAUCACCAACAUCACCAUCAUGAUCGCGGCCAGGCGGAUGGUGGAUCCAAUCAGCAGGACUCGGACUUCGAUGAGUUCAGCUCGCAGGACGAGGACGAGGAUGAGCUGCCGGAGAAGUCACAGGAGCAGCCUAAUCCAGCCAUCAAGGCGCAAAUGCAGACGCAGCAUUUCUAUCAGAAUGCGCAGGAUCUGCAGAAGAGCCAGAAGGACGAAUCCGGUCCGAUAUUGGGGCGCUGCAAGGCGCUCUACAGCUACACCCCGAAGCUCUACGACGAGCUGGAACUGAGUCCCGGCGACAUCAUCGAGGUGCAUGCCAAGCAGGACGACGGCUGGUGGCUGGGCGCCCUGCGCAACCACAUCGGCAUCUUUCCGGCCACCUAUGUGGAGGAGUGCGCCUAGGAUCGCUCCAGGAUUCCAGGAUCCCUCCAUAGUUAUAAGUGCGAAUGAACGAGUGCGACUGCCAAAUGAGUGCGUGUGUUGUGGAGCGAUUUGUUUGACAUAAAACCAUUGGGAGGAGAAGGUAAUCCUCGGGAGAGUCAAGGCUAUUUUUGAAAUUACUGCCAAUAUUUUCUAUCUAUCUUAAUAUCGAUUUAUAUUCGACGAACAAAAAUUACAGGCACUAGAUCAACUUUGAAACUGCCAACAUUUUCUAUAAACCAAAUACCAAAUUUACACGUAUUUUCAACCCACAAGAAACAACGAAGAAACACUUGCUAGGGGAUAUUUUCUUUAAAAUCAAAAAAGUUACAUUUGCUUAGAUUUCUGCGUAAUUGUCAGAUGAAAAUCAUAGUUAUUUUUUUCACAAGAAAAAUUUAAAUUCGAAAGAAAGUUAAGAAAUAUUUACAAUUCAAGUUACAUCAUUUUGGACAAAAACUAAGAGCGAAAAUGAAUAUCUUAUGUUUUUUUAUAAACCUAUUUAGCCAUUGGAAAAAGCGAACAGAAACAGAAACUCUUUUUUCAUGGUAAUAUUCUUGGUAGACAAGUAAAAAAAUGAUGUUGUUCAAACGAAAUCAUAACAGCACAGAACUAACGAUCUUUCAAUAUUGAAAAUGCUGACAUUUUGCCUUUGAGCAAAUACUUUUUGAUUUCUUAAAGAUAGUCCAAGUGACGAGUACUUUUUGAGUUUUGCCAAUAGAACCGUUUGCC